GCCGCCGAGUCAUCGGCAGAGCCGCCGGAGAUUCCCUGUGGACAUGAAGACUUUGGCCAUCGCUGUCGCCCUCGUGGCGUUUGUAGGAGUCAGUGUGAGCGGAGAUCCUGAAGCUGAUGCUGAGCCCAGCCGCUAUGGAGGCGGCUUUGGAGGCCAUGGGGUGGUGUCCUACAGACCCGUGUACAAUAGCUACGGCUACGGACGCUGGAAGAGGAGUGCUGAGCCUGUAGCUGAGGCUGAGGCUGAUCCCGAGGCCGAUCCUUCCCGCUUCGGAUACGGGCAUGGCGGCUUUAGUCACGUGUCCUUCCAACCCGUAUACAGCAGCUAUGGCUACGGACGCUGGAAGAGGAGUGCUGAGGCUGAGCCUGUAGCUGAGGCUGAGGCUGAUCCCGAGGCCGAUCCUUCCCGCUUCGGAUACGGGCAUGGCGGCUUUAGUCACGUGUCCUUCCAACCCGUAUACAGCAGCUAUGGCUACGGACGCUGGAAGAGGAGUGCUGAGGCUGAGCCCGGAUUCAGCUUCGGUCACGGCUUCGGAGGUCACGGCCGCUUCGGAGGCUACAGGGGCUAUGGAGGCCACGGCGGAAGCUUUGGUGGACAUGGGCGUUUCUACGGCUGAAGGAUUCCUUUUUCCCAAGAUCAAUAAAGCUGAGCAAUUUCAA
This is a messenger RNA of Penaeus vannamei (Pacific white shrimp), 659 nucleotides long. The record is from RefSeq and is a predicted model, not a curated record. NCBI's taxonomy places the organism in Eukaryota, Metazoa, Arthropoda, Malacostraca, Decapoda, Penaeidae.